Molecule: messenger RNA, 19282 nt
Organism: Zootermopsis nevadensis
Lineage: Eukaryota; Metazoa; Arthropoda; Insecta; Blattodea; Termopsidae
Source: RefSeq, a predicted model, not a curated record
UCUUGCGUGGUGUGGUAUUCCCCGUGUGUGCCGUGCGUGCGUGCGUGUGUGUGUGUGUGUGAUGACCCACAAGACAGCUGGUCUUACCUUUCUUCUUCUACUGUUUUCUAGUGCAGCUACUGUUGUUGACCCUUGACAUCACAUACAAGGAAUCAUGACUAUAGUUACUGCAGAAGGAAUGGAAAAGAAACCUGUUACGGGUGGCAAUAUACAGCCUCCCAGUUUCUUAGGGGAUACCCAACAAUGUGUUACAGCACGAGAGGGAACUGACGUCACCAUAACAAUAGAGCUGGCGCCUGCUGGUGGCGCUCCAACAGCCAUCUGCUGGAGGCGUGGCGAUCAGGAGUUGGUGGGUGAACGCUACCGCGUGUCAGAAAACAACAACACAGUGCUGCUCAACCUACACCAUGUGACGAGAGACGACGUCGGGCACUACUCGCUUACAGCAAAGAAUUCUGCUGGGGAAGCUCGUCGCGCUAUUGAAAUCAAAGUUGAAGACGCCACGUCAGAUGUCCCCGUGUUCCUCAGGCGACUCAGCGAUCUUGCUGUGAAGGUGGGCACUCGAACUCGUUUCCUGGUCGAGAUUCGCAGCUCGUCUGAAGUGAAGGUUUCAUGGCACCGAAAUGACGAACGCGUGCUGGAGGGCGAGAGGUUCCACUUCGUGCACGAGGGCAACUUCUUCUGCGUGGACGUGGCUCCCGUCGUGGUUGAGGAUGGUGGGCGCUGGACCUGCAUGGCGGAAGGUGCCGGUGGAAGAGCUUCAUGUUCCUCAAACCUCAACGUCUUGGUGCCGAAGGCGUACAAGGCCCCCGAGUUCCUGGAGGAGCUACAGGCCCUGCUGACAGAACAGGGCACUGUGUCUCUGGAGUGUAAGGUGGUUGGCGUGCCCACCCCCGUGCUGCACUGGUACAAGGAUGGGAAGGAGAUCAAGGCAGGGGACGUGUUCGCACUGACAGCCAACCCCGAUGACCCAACAUCUCUCGGCACUUACACCUGCGAAGCUGUAAACUGCAUGGGCAAGGCGUACUCAUCCUCCAGAGUGCACGUGGUGGGAAAGGGGAGCCGUGAGGGUUCACUAAAACCAGCUGACAGUAUGAAACCUGUAGGACCCCCUCCAGUAUUCAAGAACGAGUUACGUAAUGAGAAAAUAAAGAUUGGGGACACGACGACACUGGCCUGCCAAGUUUCUGUGCCACCCUGGCCACAAAGCAUUACAUGGUACAAUAAGGAGGGACGGGUGGAGGAGAGUGAGAAAUAUCACGUUAUGGCAGAUGGACUCGGUGGCUACAUGAUUGAGAUCAACCAUGCCGAAGUGGUGGAUGAAGGCGAAUGGAAAUGUGUGGCCACCAGCAAUGAGGGUGUCAAAGGGAUCUCCACAUGUUCUAUAUUCAUGACAUAUCCAAAGAACUACCGAAAGCCUCGUUUUCUGGAGAGUCUGAAGGCAAUCCUGACUGAUGAGGGUUUGGUGUCCUUUGAGUGCAAAGUUGUGGGCUUUCCAACACCUCAGCUUCGAUGGUUCAAGGAUGGACAGGAACUGAAACCAGGAGAUGUAUACCAGCUGACAGGCACCAACUCAUUGGGUUCAUACUCUUGCAUUGCAAAGAAUUGCAUGGGAGAAGCAAGCAGUUCUGCAGAGCUCACAGUGGAGGACAUCCACAACCAGCUCAAUGAGGAGGAGAGACUACAACUGUUCUCAACAAACCAACCACCAAAGUUUAUCAUGGGCCUCAAGAGCUGUGAAGCAAAGAUCACAGAAGACUUCAGGUUUACUGUCCAAGUGACUGUCUCCCCUGAACCCUCCAUUUCGUGGUAUCGAGAUGAUGAGCAAGUUGAAGAGACCAGCAGAUACAGUACAUCCCUUGAGGCACUUGGCACCUGUCAUUUAAAUAUCCACUGCCUUGAAAUUAUCGACCAGGCUGAAUGGAAAUGUGUGGCAACAAACGAAUUUGGGCACAGUGUCACAUCAUGUUUCCUUAAACUGAUCAUACCAAGACAUUUCAAGAAGCCUCGGUUUCUUGAGUGUUUGCGAGCCAUACUAUCAGAGGAAGGGGCUGUCAAUUUGGAGUGCAAGGUUAUUGGAGUUCCUCAGCCAGUGCUGAAGUGGUAUAAAGAUGGUGAGGAGCUGAAGCCAGGUGAUAUACAUCGCAUCAUUUCUGGCGAGGAUGGCACAUGUUGCCUGGGAACAUACACUUGUGAAGCAUACAACUGCAUGGGCACUGUGGCCAGCUCUGCUUCUCUGCUUGGCUUUGAAGAACGGUUGAUGAAAGGAGCUGCUCAGCAAAACCUGGACCAGGGUGUAGGCCACAUGAUUGCAAGGAAUCCAUCCUUGUCAACCAUCCAUGAAGAGAGGACUUCCCAGAUGUACGACACACCUGCCACUGAACUAUCUACCACCAUGGAUGAACGUGCUGAGGUGUCUUUCUCAUUUGAUGGAAAGGAGGUGUCGGUUUCACUGUAUGAGACCCCAGACCUCACAGAAGAGGAGGCACUGCAGGUGGUUGAGAUGUAUGCUGACCAACUGUCAGAGCACGUGUCAGAGCACAAUAUAGUGGAACUUCCACCUCUGAGAUUUAUGAAGGAGACUUCCAAUACUGGCAAACUGCUGAUGGAAGCCAUUGUCAUUGAUGUCACUCACGAUGCCUUUGCCUCUGCUGAGGAUGACCUUCGCACAGAUGCUGAUUUGGAGGAGUUUUCUAUCACAGAUGACAUUGGUCAACAGGCUCCUCCCUUACCUCAGGAUGUCGGGGAGGAGGACAAUGCUAUAUUUAAUAAAAUUAACACUGAGUUCUUGGAACGUGUUUUGGCACCUACUGUGAUAUAUGAGGAAGUUGAAGAACCUGUUGCUCCCAAACGACCACCCAGAAAGAAAACUGAGGCCAGUCAGAGAGCAAGGCCAGACAGUGACACUUUUUACAGUCUGUCACCGGUUAAAGGACAAUCCAAGGAAGGUGACACCUUUGACAGCAUGUCUCCUAUAAAGGGAGCCCACACACCAAAGGAUGAUGGAGAUCACAGUGAUAACUUCAGUGACACAGCAGCAUACGUAUCUGAGCAGGAUUCACGGCCCGAUUCUUAUGCCAGUGCUCUAGGCAGUUCAGGAGAAGGUAGGGCAUUUCAAAUAGCAGCUAUUGAAGUGCAAAGGGCAGAUGAACCACAAUCCACUAAGAGCAGCCCACCUGAACUAGUACGGAACAUAGAGGUGGACACAGGGAAGAAGGAUGUGGAGCUGCAGGUGGCUGAAGUACAGCAGAAACAAUUUACUAAAGAAGUAGAACCCAAAGAAUUAAUCUCACAGCCAGGAUCACUGAAGAAGAAAAUGCGUUCUGUGGAGAGUGGGUUGGGAAGGUCAUUUGAAGAGAGUACAGAAGACAGAGUUCCAGGGGAACCAGCAGGUCAUAAACCUGAACGGCCUGCUAGGAAAGGAUCAAAAUUUGAGGAGAGUGGGGAUGACAGAACUAGCAGUGAGGCAUCAGUUUCUGGUCCCAUAUUAGAACACAGACAGACUCAGAUGAAAACAUUUUCUUCGGAGGUUGGUUCUAUUGAAUCUCAUAUGAAGAAAAUUCAAGAACAAAAAAAGGUACUGAGAAAUGACUCUAAUUCUGAAGAAGGUGAUGGAAUAAAGAUAGCUAAACCUGGAGAAAUUAAAAGAUCUAUUGGCAAAGAGAGAUGUGUAUCCAUUGAGGUACAGACAGAAGGAAGCCUAACAAGGAAACUCCGUGAACCUCACCGGACUAUAUCCAUGGAGGGUAAAGUUUCAGAAGACACUGAAGAUACAGUUGAAAUGACAAGAAAGAAACAAAUUCUAACCUCAUCCAGUGUGGAUCUUCCAACUCUGCAAGCUGCAGCGGACAUGAAAUCAGCAGCAGAAAGGGGAGAAUGUUUGCUUGUAGAGUCUCUUACUCGUUCUUUGCAAGAUAUUCAGAAAGGACUUGCUUCAGUUGAAGAGCAAGUAAAGCUGCAAUCUGAAUCAGAACCUGGAUCUGCAAAGUCAAGUAUAUCUGUGUUAGAAGCUCUAACGCAACCAAUUCAGGACAGUUUAGCUUUAGUGGAGGGACACACAACUUCAUUUACAUUAUCUGAAGAACAUGCACCUGGUAAAAUAUUAGAAACAAUUUCCCAGCCAAUACAAGAAUUUCAGAAAGGUUUAGCUUUGGUAGAGCAGCAAGUAGAAGUGGAGAUGGGUGAAGAAUCUUUGCUGGAGAGGACAAGUGUUUCAAUACUAGAAAAUGUGGCACAUCCAGUACAAGAGCUGCAGCGGGAUAUUGCUCUCAUUCAGCAGUUUACUGAAAGGCGACAUGAUACUUCUGUAGCUGUGGAGGAGGACGUUUCAUACCAGACCGUCCAGUGUGCCCUGCAGAUGAUAACCCAGUCUCUUCAUGAAGUUCAGAGGGGAAUUCUGGUGCUUCAGCAGAGCAUUAUUUAUGAAGAUGCUGGAGAAACCACAUCACAGAUAGACAAUGCUUCCAUACUGGAGACCUUGAGUCAUCCUUUGCACAAACUGAGACAAGGACUGGUGGAAAUAGAACAACAAGCUGUGCUCAAGACUGCAGAAGAAUCUAUAGGUCACACCAUAAUAGAGGCAGUUGCACAUCCUCUCCAGGAACUUCAAAACGUCUUAGAAAUUGUUGAACAGCAAACACUUAUGGAAAUCAGCACUUUGCAUGCGACAGAUCUACCCAGUAAAACCGUACUACAGACCCUAGUUCAGCCAAUUGAUGAGUUACAAAUGAGAUUAACAGAAAUAGGACAAGCAUUUUCAAUUGAAAUAGAACCAACAGAACCACUUCCAAGAAGUAUUUCUAUGUUAAAAAAGCUUCAAACAUGUUUUAAAAAUUUACAGCAUAGUGUUGAGUCCAUAUCUAAAAUCGCCACUUCAGAAGUAAUGUCGGAUAAAGUGGUUGUUCAUGAUAUGGCCAAACUAAACACUGUUGCAUCAUUGGCCAAGCCACUUGUGCAGUUGCAGAUGUGUCUAACAAAUAUGGAGAUAUGUGAAUUUAAAUCAAAGGGGGAGCAUCCAUUAGCUACUCAAGAAAGAGCACAGUCCCUUGACAAACUGGUAGCACCAUUAUAUGAAUUCCAAAAUCAGUUAACCAAAGUAGAAAAACAAAUACUUUUAGGGCCAACUGAAAAAUUGGCAUCACAGAGUGCACAUUUUAUAACAGUUCAGUCUUUGUUGCAGCCUGUAAGAUAUUUGAAACAAAACAUUGACGUCAUAGGAGAAGCUAUGAUAUCAGGAGCCAAUGAAAGUAACUUUGCUGUUGUGGAAAAUUUGGUGCAACCACUGCAACAAUUUACAGAAACAUUGAUUAAAAUUGAGCAGCAAGCAGUUCUGGAAGCAGCAUCCAAACUAACAGAGGAUUUCAGAAGUCUGUCAAAUGUAAAAGUUCUAACCCAUUCCAUUCAGAACUUACAAGAGACAUUCAAAAAGAUUGACGAUGAGAAUACAUUAGGAGGCCAAGAAGAUCCAGGAGUAAAGGCAGUAUCAAUGAUGACAGAAUUGGCACAACCAUUUUCCCAACUCAAGCAGGGAUUAGUUGAAGCAUUGCAGGCUACUUUGCUGGAAGAAAGUGAAGAUUUAUUAUCUAAAAGUACUCAUGCAGUAUCUGUAGAAUUGCUUGUACAUCCCCUGGCAAUAUUGCAGAAAGUAUUAGUUGAAACAGAGCAACAGCUUGUUCUUGCAAUGAAGAAAGCUGAGAUAGCAACAGUACAGUCAACUGAAAUUUUACUACAUCCAAUCCAAGAACUGCAGAAGGGCAUUAUAUCUGUUCAACAACAUGUGACUGAAUCAGCAGUUGACACUCCCAGUCUCUCAGUGUUUGAAUCAUUAGUUGAGCCUCUGCAGAGUUUACAGAUGGCAGUUACAGUCGUGGCACCUAAACAAUCAAGUCUUUUGAUUCUAGAGAAUAUGGCAGAAACUGUGGAGGCUCUGCAGUGUGGAGUUUCUGCAAUAGAAAAGCAAGUACUUUUGGAAGCAAUUCAGGAUUCAACAAGAGCUGGUGUUACAAAGCUAGAGACGCUCAUAGGGCCCCUUAAGGAGUUACAAAAGGAAUUGAUCCUUGUAGAACAAAAGAUCCAGUUUGAACCAGAAGAAGAGUUGGCUUCAGAAAUAUCCAGCAUAUCUGCACUGAGAAGUCUUGUGGUACCACUGCAGGAAUUGCAGACAGGACUAAUCCAAACUGAGCAUUUUGCUAUGAAACAGGAUGCAAAGCCCACAGCAGUGAAGGCUGCAGAGAUGUUAGUGGAACCUAUUAUGGAAUUGCAGAGGGGUAUCAAUGUAAUACAACAGCAAGCUAUAUUGCAAGCUGAGACAGCUGUAAGUAGGGGGUUUACCAUAUUGGAAACAUUAGCUCAGCCUCUGCAGGAACUACAGCGAGGUCUAACAAUAGUCGAAGAACAGAAUGUUAUUACUUUGGAAGAAGCUCCUAUAUUUCAGAAAGCUGCAAGUCUGGCAGCCUUGGAGAGAGUGACGCAAUCUGUGCAAGAACUGUACCAUGCAAUAACUACAAUUGAGCGUAAUUUUGUUGUAGAAACAGAGUUGCCACUUACUGAGCUUGCGGGUUUGUCUGCUUUGCGAGAAAUAGCUAAGCCAUUGCUGGACCUUCACAAGGGUUUGAUACAGGUGGAAGAUCACAUUUUUGAACCCAGAGAGAAACCAGUGCCAGACAGAGCAAGCAUUCUUACCUUAGAGGUUAUUGCAAAACCACUUCAUGAUCUUACUAGAGGUUUGUCUCAAGUGGAAAAGGCAUUAGUGUUGGAACCAAGUUCAGAACAUGCUCCAGGAAAAGUAGGUGUUUCUGCUCUUGAAACUUUAGCACUCCCAUUGAAAGCACUACAGGAGGGCAUUGUAGUGUUUCAGCAUCAGACAGCUCUUGCAACUGAGACUACCACAGUAUUUCAGGCAUUAGACCAGCCAUUCCAUGAUAUGCAGAAAGCUUUGGCAGUUAUUCAAAGACACGUUGUAAUGGAGCCAUUGGUAGAGCCACUAACUGAAAAGCCAUAUUUGCAUGUUCUUCAGACAAUUGCUCAUUCCAUUGAAGAAAUCCAUAGAGGCAUAGCUCUUGGAGAGAAAGAGAACAUUCUUGAAAUACUACAGGAACCAGUGUCUGAGGAAACUGCUGCAUCAGUUUUGGAAACCAUUUUACAUCCAUUGAAGGAACUUCAGGAGAAUCUUGCACAUGUGCAGCAUCAAGAUUCACUGGAGGCCAUGGCUGAACAAGAGAGCAGUGCAUCAAAGCUUAUGGCAUUAGCUGUUCCUAUACUGGAACUGCAGAGAGGACUUGAAUUGAUAGAAGAAAGUACCUUCCUAGAACCUGGUAUAAAAUCCAUGACAGCUGUCGCAAUUCUACAAGCUGUAGUAAAACCAAUACAUGAAAUUCAUACGGCCUUAGCUCAGACACAAGAGCAAGUUGUAUUGGAGGCUCAAGGGAUAUCACUGUCUGAUACAUCACAUAUAUCUCUUUUAAAGGCUCUUAUCAAUCCAAUUCAGCAACUGCAGAAGAACUUGGCUGUGGUAGAGCAUCAAACCAUUUUUGAACCAAGUGAAGAACCACUGCCAACAAGAUUGGAUGUAUCUGUGCUUCAGAAAAUAGCACAGCCCUUAGAAGAACUACACAUGAAUUUAGUUCACGUUGAACAACAGAUACUUCUCGAAGCAGGUGAGAGAUCCUUGUCUGGAGAAGCUGGAGUAUCUGUACUGGAAACCUUGGCACAUCCUAUACAAGAACUUGAGAAAGGCAUAGCCUUUGUCCAGUAUCAGGUUGCCCUGGAAGCUGGAGAGGUUGAAAUGUCUGAAAAAACCUCUGUAUCUGUGCUGAAAACACUGGCAAGGCCAUUGCAAGAAUUGCGGCAAUGUUUGGUUCAGAUAGAACAGCAAGUGGUGAUGGAAGCCAGGGAAGAGCCACUGUCUGAAAAAGCAGAACUGUCUGUUCUUAAAACACUUGCACAGCCUAUCGAAGAAAUCCAAAAGAGUAUUGCUAUAAUAGAACAGCAGGCAGUGUAUGAGCCUAAUGUGGAGGUCUUGUCAGAAGUAAAAGGUACGUCCAUAUUAAAGACCCUGGCACAUCCAUUACAUGAACUGCAACAAAAUUUGGUUCAAAUUGAACAGCAAGUAGCGCUUGAAGCUAAAGUUCAACCUGUAUCUGAAAUAAGUCUGUCAGCAUUAAAAGAUUCGGCCCAGCCAAUUUAUGAAAUCCAGAAAUGCAUCGCUCUAGUUCAACAACAAGCUGCAUUGGAGCCCAGAGAAGAAGAAAUGUCUGAUCAAACCAACCUGUCAUUGUUGCAGACAUUAGCGCAACCUUUGGAAGAGCUGCAAAAGGGCAUAGCAGAAAUACAGCAGCAAGUUGUGCUUGAAACAAUGGAAGAGGCAGUGUCAGAAAAUGCUAGCAUAUCUAUUUUGCAGGCUGUAGCCAAACCAAUUCAACAACUCCUAACAGGCAUUGCUCUGAUACAAGAGCAUGCAGUUUAUGAAGGCGGAGUUGAAUCCAUAACAGACACAACUAGUGUGUCAGAUUUGCAAACAUUGGCACAGCCAGUACAAGAAGUGCUUAAAGCCAUUGCUGUGGUACAACAACAAGCGUUUGUGGAGCACGGAGACAUACUUUCAGAAAAGGAGGAUAUGUCACUUUUAAAGACACUUGCACAGCCUGUUGAAGAGUUGCACAGGGCCUUAUUACAAGUGGAGCAACAAGUUACGCUUGAGUCUGGAGUAGAGAAGAUACCAAUGGAAAACUUUUCAGUUUUGAAAACAUUAGCUCAGCCUAUUCUUGAAUUGCAACGAGGCAUUGCUUUGGUAGAAAAACAGGCAGUUCUGGAAUGUGCUGAAGGUUUAAUUUCAGAAGAAGGAAAUUUAUCUUUGUUGAAAACACUAGCUGAGCCUCUACAAGAACUGCAAAAGGGUAUUUUAAUAAUACAACAAGAAUUGCUUGAAGGUCCUUUGUCUGAUGAGGCUACCAACAUUUCUGAUUUGUCAACAUUUGCGAGUACUGUCGAUGCUUCUCAGGUUCUUGGGGUAAUUCGUGUUGAGGAACAGCGAGCUUUGGAAGGUGACGUUGAAACUUUAUCUGACAGGACUGACCCAAGAGAGCUGGAGUCAGCUGCAUUUUUACAACAGGCGCUAAAGCAGGAUAUAGUCAUUGUACAUGAGCAGACAGCACUCGAAGGGAAAAUAUCUGAAUUUACAACUGAAUCAGCUGAAUUGCAGGUAGCAUUAAUUAGUCAUGAGACAGAUCAGGGAUCAGCAAUUGUGACAGAAGGACAUGUACUGGAUGCAGAAUUAGCAGCUGAAACUAAAGGAAAGGAAGCAUCUGUAGACCUCCUUGGAGAUUUAAGUGAUAAAGAAGGUAAAACUAGAACUGAUCUUAAUGAAAGUACAAGAGCUGGCGAUGUGAGCGUAGCUGAAGAGGAAGAAAUUAGUGAGGAAGAAAAUAAAAAAAGGCUUCAAAUACAGGAGGUGGAGGUAGUUGGUCAUAAUAUUAAUGCAGAGGAAGAGACUACACUUGCAAAGAAGGAAAUUAACUCAUCUUAUCUAGAGGAAGAACAUGAAGGUAAAAGAGAAGAAAAUGUAGUUGGUCCACAAAAAAUGGGUAUGGUAGAUGAAGAUGAAAGCAAGAAAGACAAAAUGGGAAGCACAAAGCAACAAGAAGUUGAAUACCAGAAAAGUUACCAAGAAACUAAAAUAGAAGAAAAGCAGCUUGAAGGAACGGACAACAAGAAUGAGGAACACGAAAAUGUUAAUCGCAAGAAAGGAGAACAGAAUGAAGCAGAAGAUCAUAAGAGGAGACAUCAAGAAGAAGCUGAACAUAUGAAGCCAGAUAAAACAGAAAAUGAGAGACAGAGGACAAAGGAAGAGGCUGAAUGUACAAAGAAGGAAAAAGAAGGCAGUGAACAGACGAAAAAAGAUGUAGUAGAAGAUGAACAUAAGGAGAUACGAGAUGAAGAUGAAAGCAGGAAGAAGGAACAAGAAGUCGAACUUAAGAGAAAGGAACAAGAGGAAGCUGAACUAAAGAAGAAGGAAAAAGAGGAAGCUGAACGAAAGAAGAAUGAACAAGAGGAAGCUGAACGAAAGCACAAAGAACAAGAGGAAGCUGAACUAAAGAAGAAAGAACAAGAAGAAGCCGAACGAAAGAAGAAGGAAAAAGAGGAAGCUGAACGAAAGAAGAAGAAGGAAAAAGAGGAAGCUGAACGAAAGCAGAAAGAACAAGAGGAAGCUGAACUAAAGAAGAAGGAAAAAGAGGAAGCUGAACGAAAGCAGAAAGAACAAGAGGAAGCUGAACUAAAGAAGAAGGAAAAAGAGGAAGGUGAACGAAAGAAGAAGGAAAAGGUGGAAGCUGAACGAAAGAAGAAGGAAAAAGAGGAAGCUGAACGAAAGCAGAAAGAACAAGAGGAAGCUGAACUAAAGAAGAAGGAAAAAGAUGAAGCUGAACGAAAGAAGAAGGAAAAGGAGGAAGCUGAACGAAAGCAGAAAGAACAAGUGGAAGCUGAGAUUAACAGAAGGGAAAAGGAAGAAAAUGAUCGUAAGAAGGAACAGAAAGAAACCGAGCUUAAGGAGAAAAGAAAAGAAGACGAUGGCAAAAAAGAAGAGAAAGAAUUUAGAAAAGAGGAACAAGAAGAAACUCAGUGUAAUACGAAAGAUAUAGAAGAAUCAAAACUUAUUAAGCGUAAAGAAGAGUCUGAAUGUGAGAAUACUGAGGAAGUUGAGGUGAUUGCGAAGAAAACGGAACAUAGCAAAACUAAACAAGAUGUUAAAUUGAAGAUAGAGGAAAAAGAAGCUGAUAAGAAUAUUGAGAAACAAGAAACCAAAUAUAAAAAUGAACUGUUGUCGGAUCUUUUGAAUAAGGAAGAAGCACCAACUUCACAAAAGAAUGUGGAGCAAGCAGAACCCAUCAGUAAAACGAUUACAGUUGAACAAAUUGAAUCACGACAAGAGAGAGAAAUUAUGAUAGAAAAUAACUAUAUAAAACAAAAACGGAGAUCGGAUGAAAACAGUUAUAAUCAAGCUGAAGGAGAAUUGGAAUCCGUCUUCCACAUCACUUCAGAGAACGCUGACAGCUCGGAAGGAACUGUGCCUUCGCCUCGACAGAAGAGAAGUAGACCAGUUGCUGAGAAUGCCAAAGAAGACGCUGCUAUAACUACAACAAACUCCUUACAGAACGAGCAGGGAAAAUUAAGCUCUGGGGUACAACACUCCGAAGUACAGUGGGUUGCUGGGGGAAUAACCCAAAGAACUCGAAGUUUUGACCAGAAACCAUGGGCUGAGGAGGAGACAUUGAGCCGCCAGCGACAGUAUGACGACUCACUCGAGAGCAGCGAAACCAUUACGUGCAGCUCCUCAUCCAGCACUCUGACCCCCACCUUGCAUCAGCAACCCCGAGAGAGAACGGAAGAAACCCGACGAAUCGUAAUCAAGGAAAAAGUUCAGUCAGGACCGAGGGAUGCCAGGAAGAAGCCAACGUUUGCUACUCGUCUAACGGACCGAUCGGCGGCACAGGGAUCCCGCAUCAAGCUGACGUGCAGCGUCCUGGGCAGCCCAGAGCCAGUCGUGGAAUGGCUGAAGGACGGCUUGCCCUUGGUGGGGGAACAGCGUUACAAGACUCGCUGCGAGGACGGCCUGGCCUGCCUCGAAGUACUCAAUGCGUCUACGGGAGACUCCGCGGAGUUCACAUGCGUGGCUCGCAACCGGCAUGGCGAGGCCUCCUCCUCAGCCACUCUGAAAGUAUUCGCGGGAUUCGAACCGGCUCCUUCACCACCCACGUUUACCAGACCCAUCAAAGAUUCAUACCGCUUUUCGGAUGACGAGUUGAUCUUGGAAUGCCGGGUGCGAUGCCAUCCACCGCCCAAGAUCACCUGGCUGAAGGAUGGCAUGUUGCUGCAAGGAAGCAGCCGGUUCCAGCAGAGUGAGCUGACAGAUGGGGUGUGUCGCUUGGUCAUCAGCAGCCCUGAAGCCACCACUGAUAGUGGGCUGUACACAUGUCGUGCAGAAAACAGUGUGUGGAGUGACCAGAUAUCCUCAACUGUCCACUUUGCAGGACGUGAUAGCUACGCUACUUCAAAGAGGUCCAGAGGGACAUCUCGAGUGUCCCGAGAUGCAAGGCGCCCUCACAUGUCCAGUGUGCUUACUGAUCAUGUUGUGCCUACUGGUGGAACCAUUGCCCUCCAAGUUGAAGUAAAAGGAGCCCCAAAGCUUGAUGUCACAUGGCUGAGAGACAAAGAGCCACUUCAUUUCUUGACCCCAAGAUUCCGAACAUUUGAGGAGUCGGGAGUGUACACCCUUGUGAUGAGUAAUGUGACAGAAAAGGAAGCAGGAUUCUACACGUGUCGAGCUUCGAACACUUAUGGACAUGCGGACACAUCAGCCACUGUAGGGAUUGUGCUCCCUGGUAGCGUGCGUGGUGGCAAGCCGGCCAUGUUCAUAAACCGACCAGACACGGACAUGUCUGUUGCUGUUGGCGAAGAUAUCUCAGUAUCCUUCAGGGUUACUGGGGACCCAAAGCCAAAAGUUACGUGGAUGAAGGGACUACGAGACAUCACGAACAGUCAGCGUUCUUUGAAGGAAACGCUGGAUGAUUAUGUGCGACUUACACUAAAACGAGCUCUAGCAUCAGAUGCAGGGACAUACUGCAUCUUAGCGAAGAAUGUUUAUGGCUGUGACAGAGCCUUCUUCACCGUUACGAUUCGGCAACGUGCAAGAUCGCUAACACCAAGUUUGGAAUGGAACUCUCAGGAAACUUCUAACAUUCUGCGAGACAUCAGAGACAGCAUCGAGAUGUCACGUAUGAAAGGACGUUGCGGAUUUCAGUUGAGUCCGCGACUACAUUCCCGACGUUCCACUAUGCCUGUACUGGCGGCAAAUGGCUGCUGCCUUGAUAGCCAGCAGGAGGAAGAUACGUAUAUCCUGAAGAACUCGUGCUAUCCCGGGUAUGCUUGUCAGGGUAACCUUCAAGGCUUGAGGAGCUGCUGGGCUGCUAGAAAUUGUCUCAUCUCGGAAUUCCUACUCUACCUCACAGACUAUCAAGAUGUUCCCGGCCCGGUCGGCGGGCAGCCUGUGGUCGUCGACAGUGGUCGCAACUGGGUCACGCUCUCCUGGCCCAAGUCUGAGGUCCGUGGAAGUGCCCCGGUCCUGGCGUACCGUGUGGAGGCGUGGAUCCUCGGAGGAGACGGUGGAGCCCGCUGGAUCGAGAUGGGUGUUUCCCCAAUCAACACUUUUGAUGCGUUCAACUUGAAACCUGGAACGGAGUACAAGUUCCGUGUGACGCCAAGAAACCGCUAUGGCUGGGGAGAGUCCGUUGUCACCACGGAUCCGGUAACGGUCGGGCGUAAAGUGGAACUGCCGGAAUUCACCCGGAUCCUGCCAGGACAGCUCAAGGCGCUCCAGGGCUCGAGCAUCCGCCUGGAAUGCCAGGUACGUGGCGACCCUGUGCCUCAGGUGCGGUGGUACCGCGACGGCAUCGAGCUGAACGACCCGAGGUUCGUGACCAAUUUCGACGGAUUGCGCACCUGCCAGUUAAGCAUCCAGGAACUGAGGGAUGAAGACUCUGGCCGCUACAUGUGCGAGGCGACCAACAAGGUGGGUCGCGUCUCCACGUUCGCGCGGCUGUUCGUGGUGAGCGACCCCAAGAUUCUGGAGGCGGACCAUAAGCUCAAGCGUGGUAUCCAGGAUGACCAGGAUGCGGUCACCGACACACCGCCACAGUUCACUAUGCGCCUUCGUGACCGCCGAGUACAAAUGACGUAUCCUGUGCGUCUCACCUGCCAGGUCGCCGGGCGCCCACAACCCGAACUGACGUGGAGUAAGGACGGAGAGGUGGUCAAACAAGACGACUGCCAUGUUUUCUGGAGCGAGGAGAGUUUCCAUACGCUGGAGAUGAGCCAUACCAGACUGGAGGACUCAGGGUGCUACUCGGCUACCGCUCGGAACGCGAACGGCGCCGUGUCGUGUCGUUGUCAUCUGGUAGUGGACAAAGGGAUCCGGGCAUACGUCGCUCCGGAGUUUUUGUUCGAGCUGGAGCCGGAGCAUUCCGUCCGAGAGGGGGGCGAACUGCGGCUGUCGGCACAAGUGGAGGCCUACCCCUCUGUGGGCGUCAUGUGGUACCGGGACGGAGUUCGCCUGCGCCCAAGUCGUCGCAUUGUGAUGACUCUGAAUCACGACGGUAUCGUCGAACUGGCACUGGCUGGCAUAUCGGCGCGCGACGCCGGCGUUUAUAGCUGCACGGCAACCAAUGAGGUGGGUCGCGCCGAUACCUCGACCCGAGUGAACGUUCAAGUGAUGGACGCCCCACCCACCACCAAGUUGCCGACUGUAAUUGGACCCGAGAUCCCAUACUCCAAAGUGCCAUUGUUCGUAACGAAGCCGAGAUCGACUGAAGCCGUAGAAGGGGACACGGUCAUUAUCCUAUGCGAGGUCGUCGGUGAUCCCAAACCAGAGGUCAUAUGGCUCCGGGACUGGCUCAAGCCUGACUAUUAUCGAGACGCCCCGCAAUUCCGCCGAGUGGGUGACGGACCGCAGUACCGACUGGAAAUCCCGCGAGCAAAACUAGACUUCACAGGCGCCUAUUCUGUCAUCGCCCGCAACUGCCAUGGAGAGGCCAAAGCCGUGAUAUCCCUGCAGAUCUACGCGAAGGGUCAGGGCAAAGGAGACGGCAUGGACCACAGUUCCGUUAAACACGGAAAGGUACAGACGCUGCCAGUUGUCAAGCGGGAGCUGAAGGAUCUUCGUUGUUGCGACGGAGACGCCGUGACGCUAGAGUGCUGCGUGCAGGCCACACCGGCCCCGGACAUCCGAUGGGAAAAGGGCGGCAGACUGCUGCCGUUGGGCGGGGACUUCAGUGCCGAGUUUGACGGAGAUACGGCCCGCUUGCAUAUCAAUCAGGUGUACCCUGAGGACGAGGGUGAAUACACCUGCGUCGCCUACAAUGAGUUAGGUCGUGCCCUCACCUCUGCCUGUCUAGUCGUUGAUGUACCUGAAGAGAAGGAGACGCUCCUUAGCAGGCAAUUGUCUCGACCACCAGGACUCUUAUCUGCGGGCUCCACCCCAAGGUCGACUCCCAGGACAACUCCAUCUCGCAGCAAGUCACCGUCCAUACCUCGACAUCGUGAUCGUGAAGGAACGCCCUCCCGUUAUACCUGUGAGGAGAGCAGGCCGCGUCGGUUGAAGGCUGCAGCCCCCAAAUUCUAUGCGGUUCCUCACAACCGGGUUGCAGAGGAGGGUGAGACCGUGCGCUUCCAGUGCGCUAUCGCGGGCCACCCGACACCCUGGGUUACGUGGGACAAGGACGGCCUCAUGGUCACCCCCAGUGCCCGCCUCACCCUGUCGGAGCGCGACGACCUGAGGAUCCUCGAGAUAUCCGAGGUGACUGCCGAGGACGCGGGCUUCUACCGCAUUACCCUUGAGAACGAAGUGGGCCGCGUGGAGGCCAGCGCACGGCUGGAAGUCAUCGGUCACUACACCGGGAGGUCGCGCGUAGUGAGGGCGUGGAGUGCCUCUCCCAGGACCUCCCCAACAUUCGGACGGCGUCUCAUUGGUUCAGCGGCUCGCGUGGGUGGGAGACUCACCUUGGCCUGUGACAUCAGGGGCUCUCCGACGCCUGCUUCCACGUGGUACAGGAACGGAGAGCUGGUGGUGCGUUCGUCCAGAGUUACUCCCACGUGGGACGGGCGUACUGCGCGCCUGGAAAUUGAAAAUCUGGAAAUGGAGGACUCAGGCAUGUACACGUGUGUGGCUGAAAACGAAGUGGGGAAGACGCGAUGUUCGGCCAGAUUAGUUGUCCUUGAGAAGGACGACCCCAGUCAGGAAGAUAGGCAGCCUCCUGUGUUCUUGCAAGGUCUGCCUCCAGGGACAGUGGCAUCGGACGGCGAUGUGCUGGAACUCCAAGUGCGGCUACAAGGCUCGCCGCCUCUGGACGUUGUGUGGGUGAAGGACGGCUUGGAGAUCCCUGACUGUGAGGAUUUCCGGUACGUGGACCGGGGUGACGGUCGCUUCGGUCUGCGCCUGGCCGACGUCUUCCCGCAAGACUCCGGGGAGUAUCGUUGUGAGGGGUACAACGAACACGGAGACGCUGUCACUAGAGGCGUCGUUUCCGUCAGAGAGGGCAGCACGAGUAUGCAGUUCAGCAAGAAGCCGACUCCAGUGCUGGCGUCUCCAGGCAGAACAGCCACAUUCUGCGCGCGGCUCCAGAGCUCCGACAGUCGCGCCGUCGUCUUCUGGACCGUGGCGGGAAGGCCUCUCGAUUCCUCCCGGCACAAGGUGGAGUCAGACGGAGACGUACAUAUACUCCACAUUUGCCCAGUGGAACUGUGUGACAGCGGACAAGUGACAUGCGUGGCGCGUAGCGGGAUGUCAGGCGGUGAGGAGUGUGUGGCGAGGACGGAACUGGCGGUGAGCGAUGGGGACGACAGAUACGACGAGGUUGGGCAGGCGGCCGUGUUGAUCCGGGGGCCUUGCGACACCACAGCACUCCGUGGGGACAGGGUCGCUUUGAAGGCGACGUAUGCCGGAGUGCCCCACCCUCUCGUUCGCUGGCUGAAAGCGGGCCACGAGCUGAGUUCUGGCGGUCGGGUGACGAUCACGACGGAAGACGGAGUGUCCUGCCUUGCCAUAGAGAACAUCACUGCGGACGACAGCGGGAAGUACGUGGUGAGCGUGGAAAACAGCCUGGGGGCAGACUGCCAGUUCGCUUCGGUCGCUGUGGAAGGACCAGCUGAUCCACCAGCAGGCAAGCCCUCAGUGUCUGGUAGUGGCAGUUCUGUGAAUGUGGCGUGGUGCAGCGCACCAUAUGAUGGAGGCUGCAUGGUGACCGGGUACUGUGUGGAGAUGAGGAAGCAAAAUGAAACAGAAUGGCAGUUGGUGACAGACAGGUGUCAUUCCUUAUCUUACAUGGUUCCUGGCUUAACUCCUGGUGAGCGGUAUGUGUUCAGGGUGCGUGCAGAGAAUGCCCAUGGUUUGAGUGAGGCAAGCGUGGAAUCCGAGCCUUUCCAGACGGGUUCAGAUGAGGAAUCCUUCGUGCCUGUAUUUGAGCCGCGAGUGGUGACAGUAGCUCCUGGUGAGGAGUUUAAAACCUGUUAUGAAGUACUGGAAGAGCUAGGAAAGGGUCGCUAUGGAGUAGUUCACAAAGUGCAGGAACGUGCUACUGGACAGAAGUAUGCAGCAAAAUUUAUCCGCUGCAUAAAAGCCAAAGACCGGGAAAAGGUUCAGGAGGAGAUUGACGUGAUGAAUGUCUUGCGGCAUCCAAAACUUCUGCAGUUGGCAGCAGCUUUUGAGAGCCCUAGAGAAGUUGUUAUGGUGUUGGAAUACAUCUCUGGUGGGGAGUUAUUUGAACGGGUCGUGGCAGAUGAUUUCACCCUCACAGAGCGAGACUGCAUCUUGUUCAUGCGUCAGAUCUGUGAAGGUGUAGACUACAUGCACAAGAAUUAUAUUGUUCAUUUGGAUCUGAAGCCAGAAAAUAUAAUGUGUCACACACGGACAUCACACCAAAUCAAGCUCAUUGACUUUGGACUGGCCCAGAAAAUCAGUCCAGACACUCCGGUAAGAGUUUUAUUUGGCACCCCAGAGUUCAUCCCUCCAGAAAUUAUCAACUAUGAGCCAAUUGGGGUGGAAUCUGACAUGUGGUCUGUGGGCGUGAUAUGCUACGUUUUGUUAUCUGGGUUAUCUCCUUUCAUGGGAGACACUGAUGCUGAAACGUUUGCCAACAUUACCAGAGCAGACUAUGACUUUGAUGACGAAGCUUUUGAUGCCAUUUCCCAAGAUGCCAAAGAUUUCAUUUCGUCAUUUGUAUGUCUCAGGAAAAGGUUAACAGCCAGGGAAUGUCUACAUCACACGUGGCUGACGCAGCAUGACGAGAAAAUGAGUUGUGUCAGGUUGUGCACAGAUAAACUGAAGAAGUUCAUAAUUCGCAGAAAAUGGCAGAAAACAGGGAAUGCCAUACGUGCCCUGGGACGCAUGGCCACGCUAUCAGCAGCUACUCGCCGCAACUCAAAUGCCAGCUCUACGUCCGGCAGUCCCAGGCCUAGUUUAUCUGGAUGCUGCGGCACUGUAUCGAGGAUGUCGAGUCUUAACGAGGAAGACCUGGAACCUGCGGGCACUAACACCUCUAGUGACACUAACAGUGUGAUUAAUGGGUUCAGUGAGACGAUGCUGACUAAAUCUGGCCGCAUGCGACAGUGCAGUGAGCGGAGCGACAGCGGUAUCAGCGAUUGCUCUAGCAUUACUACUCCCUCCCCUCACAGCCAUUGUCAGUGUCCACCAAAGCCUUUACUCAGUAAGAAGUUUUCUAUAACAGAGGAAAUGGAAAAAUGUAGUGAGAAAUUGAGUGAAGUGAUAGUCCGUGGUAGAGUCUCUUCAGUGGUAGGUAGAAAUAUUCAGUCUAAGGUCUGCCAUACGGUUGUAGGUUCUAGCGAGGGAAACGGUAGUAAUGAUACAAAGUCUUCAGAUAGUGCCGUUAGUAAUAUCUCUGCUUGUUCUUCCUCUUCAGCUAAAUAUAAUGCUAAAAAGACAGACAGCUUAAAGCAGCAAAGUUCUGUGGAUUCUGGUGUGAGUGUGGACGCAGGAACAUGUCCGUCGCCAGACAUCCUCACUGGGAAAGCCAGUGCCUUGAAGAAAGAACUGGCUCACUUCCAGGAGCAGCAGAAUGAAAAGGACAUCUGUGAUAAAGCUUUGCAUAAAUUGGGAUCUGCGCUUGACUCGGUGUCCUGGCCCGAGACGUCUAGAAGCUCCGAUGGGCCGGUGACCCAGCACAAGAAGGUUCGCUGCUUCUCGGAGAACGUGAAGUUGGGCGACGACAGGAACUAUGAGAUCGAGCAGAUACGGAAAGACGAAGAUAUAAUUGAAUCCGUGGAACGGUCGGGGCGAUCCACAGAUUGCGUUGUCCAAACAGACGUAACAACAGGAAACAAAGCUGCAGAUGUGAGCACGAAACCACUUGAGGACAUCUCGGGUGGAACCCAUGACGUCUCCGGCAUGCCACCAGAUAUCACAGGGCUAGACAAUUACAAAACUACUGGGUUCGAUCCUCCGAACAUCCCUACACUGUUCGAGUAUGGGAAAAAUGCAAUUGGAGGAUACGACGUCCCAAAGAAUCCUCCCAAUCUGCAAAACGAUUACGGAGGUCCUGACAAGCAGGAGUACGGCCAGGAGAGUGAAAAAAGCUAUGGCACUUCGACAAGCAUGAGACGCCAGGAAUCAUACGAUCACCAGGAGUUCUCGCACGAGAAGACGCGAACGUUGCCGGGAUGGCGCUCCGGCUGGGGAGGGGGCGAAGCUCCGGAAGACCCGAGAUGGAAAAUCAAGUAUUAA